Bactrocera oleae (olive fruit fly) is the source of this 1902-nucleotide messenger RNA. RefSeq names its product jelly belly (gene jeb). The record is from RefSeq and is a predicted model, not a curated record. NCBI's taxonomy places the organism in Eukaryota, Metazoa, Arthropoda, Insecta, Diptera, Tephritidae.
AUGUUCUACUCGCUCGUGCAGACCAUCGUUUGUGUGCUGCUCAUUCAGGCUGGCAUUUAUGCGCUGCAUUUGAAUGGUCCAAGCGGUAGCAGCAAUGGCGCGAGCUUGGGUAGCGGCGGCAGCGGCAGCGGUGUUGGUGUCAAUGCGCCCACGAGCCAUGGUGGUAGCGGCGCCGCACAGCUUAAUGCCGCCGUGAAUACAAAUCAAAUGCUCAACAUACUCUCCGCUAAUCAGCAUGCGCAACAUCUGCAUGCCGGCGGCAGCGGUAGUGGCAGUGGCGGCGGCGGUGGUGGCAGCGGUAUUGGACUCUCGCGUGCUCUAAGCAAAUCCGCUGUCAAUCCAUUGGGUAAUGCCGGUCGUUUGUCACAGGAAUUAGCUGAUAGAGCACAGCUCGAACGCGAACGUCUAAUGUUACUCGGACUGGCGAAGCAGACAGCAUUGGCCAAUAGCGGUACGGGUCAUCAUGGACGUCCUAUUAUUACCGGUCGCAUACAAAUGAGUCCCGUCGAGGAUGUGGAGAGCGACUAUACGUCGCUGUUGUUGCCACAAGCGCGUGGUCCGCUCUAUGGCAGUGUUGUUAAAGAGCCGGCGGCCAUAGAGGAUGAUGAGUAUGUCGAUGAAGAGCGUGAUUAUGAGAGAGCUCGUUUAAGUAGUGGGGGAAAUCGUAAAUAUGAGUAUGGGCGCAUAGUAGAACCGGCUGAUCGUGAAGAGUACACCGAGCCACAGCACAACGACGAGUUGGAUGAGCUGAUUGAAGCUGAACCGGAGCUAGAUGAUGUGCUCUCCGAUUUAGAAAGCUAUCAGUAUUUGGAUGAGCUCUUGCCGCCGGAACAUCGCAAUUUAUGGGGUGAUGACGGUUUGGGUUAUGGCAUCGCCGGUGGUAACAGUCGGCCACAUCAUCUGAAUGACGGUUUUCCACUGCUGUUGAAUCCAUAUCGCACGCUAGAAGAGCUGGAGAAUAGUCCGUCUCAUACCUUGCAAAAAAUAUUCGAAAAGGAAUCGCAUGACAAGGCCGAUUCGAAAGCCCACCGCCUACAUACGUCACACCCGACACACGAACAGCAGCAACAGUACGAACAACAACCACAUCAUCAGCCAACGCAGUCACAGCAGCAAUAUGCAUUCAGCGGUGGCGUUAAGCACCGCAACGGUGGUUAUGGUGGUGGUGGUGGUGGCGGCAGCGCAGCUGACUACAAUAAUAAUAUGCAGCAGAAGUGGCAGCGUAAGCGUUCACAGCAACAACAACAGCAGCGACAAUUACAACAGUGGCAACGCAAUAUAUUCGGUCAGCAACUAAAACAGCAGCAAUUGCACCAUUUCGGCAAACAACCACAGCGCCACAACAAACUUUCGCUGGCCAAUUCUGAAGCCACCGCCACUAAACAUAUUCCGUUAAAUGGUAGUAUUAACAAUCUCAACAACAACAACAACAACAAUAAAUUGUCAAGCACUUUGAACGCAUUGGCAACGCAACAACAAAGUUCCUCCGCACCUAUAAUGUCCAGCGACGAUGCGGCUAUGAAAAGUGAUCAGCUGCAGCAACAACAACGACCACAACAGCAGCAGCAACCAGAGGAGCCAACACAACAGCAGGUUGGCAAGGAUACCACUGCUGAUGAUGCAAGUCCAACAUCGGGCUUAUCAAAGGCUGCUGCCAAAUUGAAGGCACAGCAGCAGCAACAACUGCACAAAAAACAGCAGACGCCGUCACAAAAGCAAGAAUCUUUCUUGCAUCCCAAUCAUAAGCGCUCCGGCAGCGUUGGUGGCGUCAGUGCCGCUAAUGGCAUGUCAGCAGCGGCUGCUGCGGCGGCGACCAACGGUUACUCCUCCAUCGCAAGUCAGCUGAUGUUGCGUACGGCGCGAGGGCAGCGGCAGUACGACGUGCCACAAAUAGGUGAGUGA